GUCAUCUUCAUGACAUAAGCUUUUCCAGGGAAUUUUACCCGUCGUUCGACGUCCCUUCUUCCUUCCACGACGACUGCCACAUUGCCCUCCUCUUUCCCCAAGGCAGGGUGGACCCUAUACGUCUCAUUUUGCUUCCCCUCUAGUCAUCCUCCAUGUCAGACUACGACUCGUCUCGGGAGUCGUCCCCAUGCCGCGACGACAAGCCCUCCCACCAUAACUUUUAUCUCGGCCUCAGCCAGGGAAGGCAGCCUUCGGACCCAUAUGAUACCCUCAUGCCGCCGUGGCGGGCAGCUAUCCGAAGAAAGCUCAUUCAGACCGUGCACCUCGAGUCCAAGGUGAUAGCGUGCAUGCAGGAAUACAUACGCACGCCCUGGCUAGAUGCGUAUUUUGUAUACACUUCGUCUUUAGGAACGCAUACCUUCUUCAUGACUGUGCUCCCGGUGCUGUAUUUCUUCGGGUACGAAGACAUGGGUCGCGGACUUGUUAUCGUUUUGGCGCUGGGCGUGUACUUUUCCUCCUUUGUAAAAGACCUGGUUUGCUCUCCGCGGCCCUUUUCACCUCCUGUAACGCGUCUUACCAUCGGGACACACCACUUGGAAUACGGCUUUCCUUCAACGCAUUCUACCAAUAGCGUCUCUAUCGCGCUGUUUCUUUUCGGACAUGUCCAUCUCCUUGCGUCUGGUGCACACAACUCUGAGGAAUCACCACCGAUAUCUCCGUUUACCUACAACGUACUCGUCGUUCUGCUCAUAUUCUACACCUUUUCCAUCGUCUUUGGCCGACUGUAUACAGCAAUGCAUUCCUUCAUUGACUGCACUGUGGGCGUCAUCUUAGGUGCUGGCCUUUGGUGGGCGCAUACCAGUUUCCCCGGUAUCCCCGUCAAGGUCCCGUAUACGUCCGCGACAGUCUACCUCGCGCGCGGACUCGGCGCCGGCAAAUGGAUGGACGAUUGGGUGCAGAGCGGAGGCUGGGAAGUGCCCUUGAUACUCAUUUCUGUUUGUCUCCUCGCAGUAAACCAGCACCCCCAGCCAGUCGAUGACUGUCCGUGUUUCGAGGAUGCCAUCGCGUUUGGGAGUGUCGUUCUUGGACUUCUAGUCGGGUCAUGGGGCGUUUCCUUUACGAGUCUUUCUGAACGCCGUGCAGUAGUUAUGCCUGGAAGUGGAUGGGUAUUUGAUCAAUCCCUGGCGACGUGGGUAACUGUGGAACGUGGAUGGCAGGACGUAUGCUUGUGGUGGGGCGUGGCAGCUUUGAAGAUGGUGGUGGGAAUUCUGGCUAUCUUUGCGUGGCGUAUCCUAGCCAAGUCAGCAUUGCACAUCACCCUACCGCCGCUCUACCGGCUGCUUUCCAAGAGCUUCCGGCUGCCAAAUCGAAGGUUCUACACGCCUGCGACGGAUUACAAAAAUGUGCCCAGCGAAUUUGCUCACGAAGGCGGUUUGAGGCCAAUUCCUAGUGUUAUUGAUCUACCGGGAAGCGUGGAGAUGGAGGUGGGUGAAGGAAGCGCGUUUUCUUACCCCGCAUCUGGAACGAGGGCGGUCAAGAUGAGGAAUGGGAACGAGAAGGUGAGGUUUGCGAAUGGCAAGGGCGUCGUUGAGAGGGAACAAGAAAAGGAAGGCGAGGUUAAGCAUUAUGAUGCUGAUGUGCUUACGAAGGUUACGGUGUACGCAGGUAUUGCUCUUUUAGCCAGCCAGGCAUUACCUGUCAUGUUCGACGUUUUGGGCUGGGGCGUGCGGUCAUGGCCUGUCGAUGCCUGAACGUAAUUUGAUAUUUAUACCAUUUAACUCCCGCAUUACGCUAUAGUACAUUAUCACCAUGUAAAUUCGGAGGCUUGGAUACGCUAAUUUAUUUCACCUUUGAU
Desarmillaria tabescens is the source of this 1855-nucleotide messenger RNA. Its product is annotated as sphingosine-1-phosphate phosphatase. Gene Ontology annotation, molecular function: sphingosine-1-phosphate phosphatase activity. Lineage: Eukaryota; Fungi; Basidiomycota; Agaricomycetes; Agaricales; Physalacriaceae. The record is from RefSeq and is a predicted model, not a curated record. Bases 153 to 1751 code for a protein of 532 amino acids. The transcript is spliced from 6 exons. Gene Ontology annotation, cellular component: endoplasmic reticulum membrane.